Hylaeus anthracinus is the source of this 1796-nucleotide messenger RNA. RefSeq lists its product as uncharacterized. The coding region runs from base 272 to 1243 and encodes 323 amino acids. The transcript has 5 exons. Gene Ontology annotation, molecular function: structural constituent of chitin-based larval cuticle. NCBI's taxonomy places the organism in Eukaryota, Metazoa, Arthropoda, Insecta, Hymenoptera, Colletidae. The record is from RefSeq and is a predicted model, not a curated record. Gene Ontology annotation, cellular component: chitin-based extracellular matrix.
GUAGGGAUAAGGCUGGGAAGGAAAGAGCUGAGAUCCAUGGAAUGGUUGACGAUACUCUGAAAACACAAAGCAUCCACCGGGUUUCAGUUCCCGUAUCGCGUCCUCUGUGCUCGCUUCGUUGAUAGCCGUGCUGGUGAUACACCGUGAAGGUAUCUGCAUGUGCUUUAUCCUCUCUCGCGCGACGCUUAAACCGGACUGUGAUAAAGAAGAAGAGAAAGAAAGCAGCAUGGCGGUGUAAUUCUUCUGUACUUGAAUAUAUAUCGCGAAGACUAUGUUUCUGCGGGCAUUAUGUUGGCUGAAUAUUUUAACGGUUUCAGUUUUAUGCCGAAACGAGGGAAACGCUGACAAAAGUGGCUGGAGCUUCGAUCCAAAUACACAGUAUCACAUUCAGACGGAUGAGGGUCCCGAAAGGCACUUCCGUUUCCAGACGCUAAACGGACAAUACAGAAAAGAGAAGAGGCUAGUGGAUGGCACAGUUAUCGGAACGGAGGGCUGGCUAGAUCCUCUCGGAUACCUGCGUCUUAAGGACUACGUAGCCGAUAGCAACGGAUUUCGAAUAGUAAGAUCGAAAAUGGUGUACGUGGGUAAAGACAGGCCUAUCUAUGAUGCCAUGGCGGAGGCGAAGAGGGUACCUGCUCAGAAUGGACUCAUCGUGGAUCCACCACGACCACCAAAUCCUUUCAGACAAUGGAAAGGAAACAAUGUGGCUCCUCUGCUUGGGAACGACAUAAACUCUAACUAUUACGUCAGUACCACUGCCAGUCCCAGAGUGGACGUCACCCCUAUAUCUAGUUCGAACAAUGAUUACUACAGCCCAAAUCAAAGAAGAUUUUCUCCUGGCCAACGAAAUUAUUACAACGCUCUACAACGACCUCGAGACGGGGCUGGCGCUCCUCCUUACGAUCACUCGAACAAGAAUCUUCGACUAUCGACACCAGUUUCUCAAAGUGGCUCAGCGGAUUACCCUCCAUACGAUGGAACCCACACUGUCGCCAACGGAUUCCAGUAUUACCUGAAGAGGCAGUACCACGAGGAGGAACAGGAUGCGACAGGAGACAACGUUGGCUCCUUCGGUUACAUCGAUCCAUUCGGCAUCAGAAGAGUAAUUUAUUACAAGACGGAUCAAAACAACGGUUUCGUUCAUCAGAAAAAUAAUAAAUACGUUGGUUUCGGGGCGACCCCUUACGACCCCUCGUCGACUGGUUUAUACAGACAGAGAUCGAGAAGAUAUUCAAAGUCAUAAGCUUGUUAAAAUUUGUUUUACUCGUAGUUGUUAGCAGUAGGUGCCAUGUUUGACUAUUUUAUUAUUUAUAAGGUUCGGUAAUAUUUAAAAUUUCGCAAAUCUAAAUAAAUACGCGAGCUUUGCGCGAGUAACGCGCACUGUAAUCCUAUCAAAAUAAAUUAAGGAACAACGACGGACGGUUAACGAGUCCACCGAAUGGGAAGCAUGAACGACGAUCCAUUUUAGUGUAAUUGGACGAAGCUUUUUAUCGCUAUGUUUAUUAUAUUAACGAAACGUAUUUUUACACUGUUAAAUAUAUUGCACGCGUAGGUAUGUAUACUUUAUAAGGAAAAGUAUUUCAUAAAUUAAGUGUUGUAAUUCUACACACAUUUUAUACACAAUACGUCCAUGGUCUAUUUCUGUAAUAGUCGUAAUGUAAGUAAUCCCAUUUUAAAGUGCUAUAGGGUACCACCUGGAAUAUUUCCGUUGUGUUUAAUAGUACAAAAGACUCUGUGAGGAAGAAAUUAUUCGCUUCAAAGACACGAAUAUUACGAAUAAAUAUACUUAUGUUUAA